AUCCACCAAACCUCCGCGAAAGGGUGUGCGUUUUGAAGGUUGUAUGAAGCUAAACGCAGAUGCAGACAGAGCAGUCGCUUCUUGGCUUGACAACCUGGGACAAGCCUCUGAAGCCGGGGACCAUCACACCCCGAGUCUUCCUCUACCCCCCCCACUGAGCUGCGCCCCCGACCAAGGUCCUGUCCUCACGGGGAGGAAAAUGCCGCAUACACGGACACUGAUGUCAAAAAGUUGAAAUACAUAGGUGUACACGGCAAAAUGCAAUGUGGCAGCUGUGUGGCUUCUCUUCAAGGUCAGUAUCACAGCAACGCCGUCUCACGGACGAGUUUAUCGGGUUGUCGGAGGGGAAGAAGAGGCGUAGAGGGGAUGCCGCUGUGUCUUGCUUGCUUCCAGCAUCAACAAUGACAUCUUUCACCGACGACGACAUUGAUCGUCACUGACACAGAAACUCGUGAAACACGGCUGUAAUAAAACGACCAAGAUAGGUUCGACUUUUACAGCAUUAUUAUCUGUGCUGUUGUAAAAAAAAGAAACUCUUUACAUCAUCUUGGCAUUUCCUGCACUCUUACUACGGCCUGUGUCAGUACGACUGUUUACCUGGCUACGAGCAACAACGCUGAAGACAAGCUAGCUAACGUUAAUGGGCAGAAUGGGUUAUCGGUUCGGUUUAAGCUAGUCGAACUGACCGUUAAAGUGAGUUAGAAUGUUCGACGGUUGAAGAGUUGGUUAACUAACCUAACGUUACGAAGUUCUGCCUCCGCUGUAUCCAACUUCUUCAACUUCCUUGGUUUUCAAGCGGACUUUUACUGAGUAAUAUUUUUUCGUCGCCUUUAUUUUAUUUUAUUUAUUUUUAACAAAAUGCCUUCGAGGACAGGUUCGCUCAGCCCGGCUGGCUUCGUGAAGAGUGUACCGGAGCGGGGACUGCUCCUACUGAUGGUUUUGGUGCUCCUGGAGGGCACCGUGCUUACUCUCGGAGCUGCCAGCUCUCCGGAUGUCCGGACGCAGGAAAAGCCAGGCAACCACAAAGUGGCGGACGAAGGACAUAACUUCACUAAAAAGGCUUUUCCUGUGCUCAGCCUCGACUACCAUCACAUACAGACGCCCUUCGAAAUCUCAUUAUGGGUGCUCCUUGCUUCUUUAAUGAAAUUAGGGUUCCACCUGAUUCCUCGUCUGUCCGGCAUUGUGCCAGAAAGCUGCCUGCUGAUUGUGGUGGGUCUGCUGGUGGGGGGGCUCAUCAAACUAGCCGGAGAGAAAGUCCCACCAGUGCUGGACUCAAGAUUGUUCUUCCUCUGCCUGCUGCCCCCCAUCAUCCUGGAUGCUGGCUACUUCCUGCCCAUCCGUCCUUUCAUGGAAAACCUGGGUACGAUCCUGAUGUUUGCUGUUGUGGGGACUUUGUGGAAUGCCUUCUUCGUCGGGGGCCUGCUGUAUGCUGUGUGUCAGAUCCAGCCCGACAACCCAUCAAACCUCCACACACUAGAGCUUCUGCCUUGCCUGCUGUUUGGAUCCAUCAUCUCAGCUGUGGAUCCUGUCGCUGUGCUUGCUGUGUUUGAGGAGAUCCACAUCAAUGAACUUUUGCACAUCCUGGUGUUUGGUGAAUCACUGCUCAACGAUGCCGUCACUGUGGUGCUGUACCACCUUUUUGAGGAGUAUUCGGGAGUUGGCACAGUGACAGUGAUGGACGGCUUCCUUGGAGUCAUCUCCUUCCUGGUGGUUGCGUUGGGUGGCGUUCUAGUGGGAGCCAUCUAUGGUAUCCUGUCUGCCUUCACAUCACGCUUCACCUCCCACACGCGUGUCAUCGAGCCACUUUUUGUCUUUGUGUACAGCUACAUGGCCUACCUGUCAGCCGAGAUGUUCCACCUCUCUGGCAUCAUGGCGUUAAUAGCAUGUGGAGCAGUGAUGCGGCCCUAUGUGGAGGCAAAUAUAUCCCACAAGUCCCACACCACCAUCAAGUACUUCCUGAAAAUGUGGAGCAGCGUCAGUGAGACGCUAAUUUUCAUAUUUCUGGGCGUAGCCACGGUGGACGGACCUCACUCUUGGAACUGGACCUUCGUCACUGUCACUGUCAUUCUGUGUCUGGUGGCACGGGUCAUAGGUGUGGUUGGCCUGACUUACGUCAUCAACAAGUUCCGCAUUGUCAAGCUGACCUCCAAGGACCAGUUCAUUGUGGCUUAUGGCGGCCUGCGAGGGGCCAUCGCCUUCUCCCUUGGCUUCCUGCUGGACGAGAAUCACUUUCCCAUGAGAAACAUGUUCCUCACUGCCAUCAUCACUGUUAUCUUCUUCACAGUCUUUGUUCAGGGUAUGACCAUCAAGCCCCUGGUGGAGUUGCUAGCAGUGAAGAAGAAACAGGAAGCCAAGCGCUCCAUUAAUGAGGAAAUCCACACCCAGUUCCUCGACCACCUGUUGACUGGAAUCGAGGACAUCUGUGGACACUAUGGACACCACCACUGGAAGGACAAACUGAACCGCUUCAACAAGAAGUAUGUGAAGAAGUGCCUAAUUGCGGGCGAACGCUCCAAGGAGCCACAGCUCAUCGCCUUCUAUCACAAGAUGGAGAUGAAACAGGCCAUUGAGCUGGUGGAGAGUGGAGGGGGAGUCAAGCUGCCCUCUGCUGUGCCUUCCACCGUUUCCAUGCAGAACAUUCAGCCCAAGAAGAUUCCUCCUGCCAAGUCUGUAGAGAGAGCUCUGCCGCAGCUGCCUAAAGGCAGAGAGGAGGAGAUAAGGAAGAUCCUCAGGAGUAACCUUCAGAAGACACGACAGAGGCUGCGCUCCUACAACAGACACACUCUGGUGGCUGAUCCAUAUGAGGAUGGAUUUAGUGACCUACUUCUUAAGAAGCAAAAGAUGGUUGAGCUGGAGAAGAAGAUAAAAGAGAUGAAUAACUACCUGACCGUGCCUGCUGCACCUCCUGACUCCCCGACCAUGUGUAGAGCCAGACUGGCCUCAGGCAAAGAUACUGAUUUCAAACCUGCUCAGCAGCAGAAAGGGAACAAAAUCUGUCCAGAUCCCCAAGCCUACAGUGUGAAGCAGGUGUCUGACAGCGUGCCGACCAUCCAGGUAGACCUGGCCUCUCCUCAGUCUCCAGACUCCGUCAACGUAAUGGAUGAGUUUAGACGGGCCAACCAAGAUGAGGAGGACCGGGGCCUGAUGAUGAGGCCUCCCCAAGGGCUGAGUGGACCUCACAAGUCAGGUGAUGCUGACGGAAGCAGAGAUCAGCAGAAGCUGAUGAGGUGUCUCAGCGACCCCGGUCCCAGUGCAGACGAGGAAGAGGAUGAACCCUUCCUGCCUUAGUAUGGCAGAUCAGGCUGCUCGCCCACCUUUACUGGUUAGAGGAGAGAGGGCUGCUUCACUUCUCUGUUUUAAAUUAUCUCUUUGGUUCAACCAAACAAGCCAAAACUGUUCAUGCUGUACAAACCAGAAACUAAAAGCAAAAGGAGGUUGCCCGAGAAGAAGAAAAAAAGAGUCAUUCGUUUGUUAUUGUCAUUGCUCUUUAUUUUUUCAGACAGGAUUGGAACAGCAGUCGCUGCUCUCUGAGAGAUGGUGGAGUUUAUGAUCGAUAGUCUGAGACAUUCAGGAAAGAACUAUGCAUUACCAAAGGUCUGGACUGAUGUAGUGUCAGACAAUGUUGUUUUUACUUUAGUGUCAGACUGUUUUUCUCUCUCUAUAGUUAAUAAUUUUAUUUUUGUUUAUGAUUUUAUAACUUUUUUUCUUUCAAGCUACAUUCUCUAAAACAUGCUGGUCUUCUAGUCCUAAAUGUAAUCAACAAAGCAAACUACAUCAGUCCAGUUUUCACUGUCGACAUAGCACUUGAGUUCUUUCAUUCUCUCACUUGAAAUAGCUGGAUAUCAAACAGUUAGUGUAGCUAGUUGAAAAUAUUUUUUGCCUUAUUUCAUGUCAGAUCCUUUUUUUUCUUUUUUUUUUAAAAGCAUUUUAAUUUCAGGGGUACUAACAUCUGUUUGUAAUCAGAGUUUGUUCCAGCAGUCGUGGGAUGUAAGUAAAAGCUGGAUGUAUUUAGUCACUGUGCAAACCACAGCGUAAAAAGAACCACAGUUCUUUAUAGUCCUGCUUACAGACCUGCGGCUUUGUCCUAUGGCCGUGGAGGGAAUUAAUGUGGACUUGAAAAAAUCCUCACUAUUGUAUAAAGUAGUUCUGACUUACAGAUGUGGAGCGAAGCUGAGUGUUUGGGAAGCUUGUGAGACAGGCAGUGAUGCAGCACAGAUGUGUUGAUGUCAGCCUUCAUGCUUGAUUCCCUAUCGAAGUCUGCUGUAGUUAAAUCACACUCAAUGUUGUCAUGUCAUGUUUCUAUGUACAUGUUUUAUAUUUUACCUCAGUUUAGAUCACUCACUCAAUUAGUCGUGGAGUCGUAAGAGUAGAUUUCACUCUUAAUAUUGAUGUAAUGAGCCAUCUAACACUCAUCACCUUCACACUGACUGAAGUAUAUCAGAUCUAAUUGCUCACUCUGUUUUACAUGCCAUUUUACAUUUACAUUUAUUGGCCUUUGCAAGAAGCAUUUGUGUCCUACUUUACUUUUGACCAUCUUAUAGGACAUGAGGAGUGAAGGUUAGUUUGUACAGGAAUCCAUCCACGCAUCCUAACCUUCUUGAAAUCUAAGACUGUAGGCAAAAGAGAAAUGUAAUUCUAUGCAUUAAAGAUGUGUAAAUUAUGUAAAUUAAAUAUAAUAACCUAUAUUUAUGAACACCCUUUAAAACAGAAGUCUUGUAAUCUUAUAAACAUGCAAAACACAGAGAAAAACCAAUGCUAAAGUCAAAGCAAAUCAAAUAUGGGCAUUAAGACAAACGAUCAUAAAAAGAAAAUAUUUCAUGAAAGUUUUUGCACAUCUGAGCAAGACUGAAAAGUUAUCUGCAGGCAUGAAAACGUAGUCUAGUGUUUUGUUGAUACAGUCAGCCCUUCUCUACUGUACUGUACGUAGUUGUACAGUGUGUAUGAUACCCAGUGUAAAAUACAUUGCAUGUCUUUUUUACACAGCUGCUCAGUGAAUUGUAACAUGUCAUAAAUUUACAAUGAUGUUCUUGAUUGUGUAAGAAACAUGCACCAUUUUGUUUCUUCUACAGUCAGAACAGCAAAGUGCCACAGCCAAUAACAAUUAGAUUUUAAACCCACAAGUAUUUCUUUCACCCAGGUCUAUUAUCACUUGAUACUAGAAAAAGAGUUUAGUUUCUCCAUAGAGACCAAGAGCAAACUUUGGCUUUGGAUGAAGCCUGAGUGAGUCACUGUUCUACUUUUCUUGCUGUUUUGUAGGUGUUAGUGACCGUUGAUCCUUCCUGAUCCUCUUAUUUGCAGAAGGUUCAAAUUACAGCAGAGGGGAGAUAGCAGAAGAACCUGACAGGCUUCUUCAUUUUCCCCAACUCUUCUUUUUUUAAGCAUCUUUAAUGUUGAUUACCGUAUCAAGGGUAACAGGAUAUUUUGUCUGUGCACACACGUACUCAUGUAAAUCUAGGUGAAUGUACUAGAAAAUCUGAGCCUACCUGCACCGUAGCCCAGUGUGUUUGGUUCAUUCCUUGCCCCUGACACUUCUCCCGCUUCCCAGUUUCUAAAAGGAUAAUUGCAGCUAAGAGAUGGGAGGGUCAAACCUUAAAGCAUCUGUCUCAUCCAAAUUGAAUUUCCCUUCGGAAAUGUCUGAGUGCGCGACGGAGUGUCGGAGUGGAGUGCUGUGCUGAAAAUGUCAACAAGGACAAGGUCAAAGACACGAGGGUUGUUAAAAACCUGGAAUGACUAGGCAAGUGACAGGUGGUACCUUCUCCCCAUCCUCAGAUCUUCCUUUUAUCGUUGUUUAAAGGAAAGUGACAUUUAUGUGCAGCAUCACAUUUAUGAGGUGUGUAAACUCUAGCUGCAUAAUCCCAGAGAACUGUUUCUCUCCAUCUGUGAAUGGAAGCUUUACACGAUGCUGCUGGGAGAACUUCUAUAUCAUCGUCCCACGUGCUGCAUGAUUUGGCCUCCGCACUUUUAAGUAGGUUUUAGGAAGGUUGCAGUGAGUAAAGCAUUUGUAAACGUAGUCCCACUGGUGAAUAUGUGUAACCGUGUGAAUACAAAACAAGGUAAUUCUCUGAGAGAAUAGGUUUAUUCUACAAGGGCGUUGUAUUUUUCAUAUCGAUGGACACAUGAGUAACAUAACUUGGGGAUGUGAUCAAAUAGAGGGAAACCAAAAACCUCAAACAACCAAUUUAAAUCAAAAUCCUUAAAACAAGACAUCAUAUCCCUGAUUACUUCAUUUUAUUCUAAAGACUUUUAGUUUCUCAAAAAGAAAAAAAAACUAUUUUCAUACUUCUUUUUUUUUUAAUACCAAAUGCAUCUUUUUUGGGCAAACAUUCACACUCCUCGGAGGGAAAUGUUUGGUGCAGAAAACUUUAAUCUAAAGCCAUACAGCCUAUAGAAGAACCUAUUUUAUUCUUUUCAUGUAUUAAAAUUUCAUACACAUCAUUUUGCCUUUGUUUUGCUCAACGCACAGAGCAAACACAAGCCUUUACAUUUAAAUCACUUGUGUCUUCUUUGCUUAUUUAUGUUUAUGUUCUCUGUCUAAACUUUUUCUGCAGCGGUGAAUUGUUUUAAGUCGUGGCAGUUGUUCUCAUUGAAUGUGUUGAACUGAAUUACAAUGUCAACACUGUUGCCUCACCAGCAUUCACUUCAGCUUUGUGAUGCUUUGUUCUUUGCAUCUCUCUGUGCUUUAAAAAUGCUCCAUGUGCUUUACUGUUCAACUGCUUUAUUGUACAAAGACCUUUUUUUUGGCUUUACAGGGAUAUGAGUCCCUUUUUUAUUAUAAGUAUUUUAUCAGGAUUCAUGUGCAUCACAAGGCUUCACUGUUUUUCUUUCCCAUCUCAUGUUUACCUAUAACAGCUCUCCGGGAGCAUUUGUCAUCCAAACUUUAUACUAUUGAGGCUCUGGCUUCACUUAGUAGAAAUAAGCUGAAUUUACAGCUAUAAACUGUAAUCAGUACAGCUUAAAAGCCUUAUGCUCAAAUUCAAUGCUCCUAAAUUUAGAUUGUGGGAAAAGUAAAGUGAAGGCAUCGAUUACAAUCAGCCAUACAAGCGGGUAAAUAACUCUUUAGCUUAAGGACACAUUGGUGUUUUUGCAUGUGUUUGAUUUGUAUUUUAGUUGUGUUUUUCCCUGCAAUCCAGGCAGCCAUUAGUUUCCAUUCAUUCCCUACAAUAUAACACAUCUCUGUAAAGACUUUAAACUUGCUUCAGAUCCAUCAUCGUGAACAUCAGCUAUUAUGUCAGGUACAUUUAUGUUGUGUAAUUACAGUGCAUUUUCAUGUAAUCAACUUAGACCUGCAGUGCCAUGCAACAGUUAAAUAAAUAUAUACUAAUGGCUGUCUCAGAGGUAAAAACUUAAACACUACAGUGUGCUUUGAAAAAGGCAUUUAUUAGCAUUUAUUUAGUGUCAUGAUUUGUAUUAUAUGGGCUAAAAUAUGCAAAAACACUGGUGUGUUCCAUAGUAUUGUAAUAUUGGACCAGCCUGCACGGCUAACACUUACACUGCAGGUCAACAUUAGACAAUUAUAAAAGGCUGUAAUCACAGUGUGACGCACACGCACGUCAUCAACAUAAUGACCCUGUGGUGACAUUAUUCCAUGACCCAAAGACUGUUUUCCUCCCUUGUUUACCUCAUCGUUUUCCAAUUUGCCUGAUCCGGCUUCUGUUGAGUUCCAUCGUUUCACACCACACCGAGCACUUUAAUGAAGCAGUACCUUUAUCUCCAAACACUGAUGUUAGAGAGAGCAAUAAGUGGCUUUAAUGUAGUGUACACAUCGUGCAUAGCUAUCAGGUGACACAUCACAGGGAAAAGGAAUGUACUUUAUGAUGGGCCUUAUAAAGGGAUUGGUUUUGUGUUUUUAGUCCUAAAGCAGACAAACUGGGAUUUUAAAUCCUAGUGAAAGCUGUGCUACGACUCGACAGGGUGGAUUAUAUUUCCCUUUUACACAUAUUUUGUUUUGUUUAUCUUUAUGUGUUUGUUAAAUUUAUGUCAGUCAAUUACUUGCAGUUUGCAAAUUUAAAUUUUGCAAUAAUUAAAGUUAUUUUUUUUAAUUUUAUAUACACAUGACUGGGAACACACACACACACACACCUAUAUAUAUAUAUAUAUAUAUAUAUAUAUAUUUAUAUAUAUAUAAUGAAAACAAAAGAUGUAUUAGAAAUUUAUUAUAAUGAUGUUAGGCUACAAAUCAUCAGAAUCUGAAAGAUAAUAAGUGUGCACUUUCUUGUUGAUUAAUCUUUAGCUUUCAGCAUUCCAUUCCUGUAAUGACCAGUAAAAACUAACAACCAGAGAUGAACCUAUGUCAGAAACUAUAUACCAAAUUAAAGUUUUACUUUAUAGCACUGCUGUGUCCAUGUAUCAUGAUUUCCAAACAAAACAUUGAAGGUCGAUAUCACGGUAAAUAGGAAACUACCACCAGUAGCCAGUUAGUUUAGCUUAGCAUAAAGACUGGCAACAGGGGAAACAGCGCUCACCUGGCAUUUUGAAAAAGAAAAAGAAAAAAGUUUCCCCAAGUAAAAGUGCAGCGGUAAUAUCAGCAAUAUUUAAAGUAUUAGUACUAGUACUCAUGAUGCAGACUUAUUGUUACAUUGGAUUAUAAUCACUGAUGAAAUAAUGUUUGAGCAGGAUUUUAUGGCAGCUGGUUGAGAGCUAAUUCAAUGAUUUUAUCUGCUUAAUAGCUGUAAUGUUGUAGUUGGCCAUGGCUGAGCUAAAUAUAUCACAACUGUUUUAUAUGCUGCCAAUUUACAGUAUAACAAUCCAUCCUAUUUUAUACACCCAUCCCAUUUUAAACUCUGAAUCUGCAAUUAGUAACUGUAGUUGUCAUAUAACUGAGUGGAAGUGGAGUGGAAAUAUGAAUUCACAUGUCCUUGAGCACCUGUGUGAGGAAGGGGUCACACCAAUAUCAAUGCAGUUGCUUCAACCUGUUGUAACCUUUUCUGUCCAGAAGGGGGGGGUGCUGCACAGUGUAAUUAAAAUAAAAAUCAGCCAAACAUUCAGCAUUCUGAAAACAGACACCACAUAAUGAGUGCCAAAAUUUAAAUGUAGAAGGGAUGAUUUGAAUUUGAAUAUCUGGAUGACAUUUUAUAGCUUAAUUCUUUGUUGAGCACAAUAAACUCAGGGUGAACUGUCUGCCUUGUUAUCGUGUAAUGCCAUUACUCAGCUUGGCAGCGGUGCAGUUUGCAUGGAGGAUGUGAGAUAUCCGGAGAGAAAGCUGUGGCCGCUCUGGCUGGCAUAGUUUAUUUAUUUUGCCUCUAUUUCUGUUAAAUGGGAAAUCACAGUGGCUCGUGUGUUCCUUAACCAACUUGGCCUGACAACCGCAUUCAGUGAGUAAUAUUUUUGGAACAGAUAUGCUCUAUUUAUAACAUUCAAUGAUUUUAAUUGUUGGCAGUUGUUGCAUUCUAUCAUUUUCUAGCAGAGGCUCUGGGUGGCCAAGUUCAUUUUACAUUUGAAGAGUCUAAUUUGAGACUCCAAUUACUAGAAUUGUUGUUGGCUGGAAUAUCCUCUUUAUAUUUGUAUUUGUAGACAUUUAGCUGAUACUCAUCCAGAGGAAUUAACAGUAAGUAAACAGUUAAACAAGCUUAAAUCCCAAGAUCACCAACAUUACAAGCAACCAAUAUCUAGUUGUGCUUGUUAGAAAAGUUCCUCCCAUCCAUCAUUUUUUUUUCCCAUCACUGAUGUGAAACAAUCUGCCUGUUGGUGUGUGUUUGACGGACAGUAUUCAGUGUAUUAACUGGCGGGGUGCAGUGCAGCAAUAAUAUUAUAGGGCUCAACUGAAUGUAACAUCACUAUGUAUAAGUUCUCACACACUAUCGGUUUAACUUAAGCUUCAAGCUGCAGAUUGAAUGGUAUGACAAACCAAUUUCUUCAGUUUCCAGCUUUGAGGUCAAGCUGCAAUAUUUAGAAAGGAUGAAAAGAAAAGUGUUUGCUUUCUUGCCAAGAGUUAGAUGAGAAGAUCAGUCACACUCUCUUUUCUGUAUAGUAAAUAUCAAGUUGCCCCCCACACCAUACGACCACACGACCACAAGUUGACGUUUUUACACCACAAGAUAUAACGUGCUAGUUAGUGAGCUUUAGCGGUGCUUUGUACAGCGUUAAGAUAUCUGUUUCCAGUCUUUAUGCUAAGCUAAACUAACUAGCUAAUGGUUGUUGGUAUGAGAGUGGUAACAAGCUUCUCUCUCAAACUCUCAGCAAGAAGGAAAACCAUGUUAACCAAGGACCAUUUUUCUGUUUCAGUUUCUCAAAAUUGCAUGAGAGCGGUAUGGAGACUCAUCUAACUCUUAGUGAGAUAGCAACAAAAAAAUCCUGAACUAUUCCUUUAAGCUGGCUGUGGCUUUAAUGUAAGUCUAACGGUUGUUAGGAGACCAACCAAAUUUUUUUAUUUUAAAGUUAUCCAAUAAUUCUAAAGGGGAAAAAAGCAAAGAUCAGAGAUAAUUCUGCAAAAAGUAACAUCAUUUUGUGUCAUGUUUUUUCCACUUUCAUUUUGUUGUGACCCGGCCCUCGGGUUGGGACUCACUGCUUUAAGGAAUACUAUAUAUUGAAAUGCAAUCCAAUACAACAGCCCUGCAAUAAACAGUCUGUUAAUGAAUCUUCUAAGUCAGUUUUCUGAAGCAUCAGAAAAGAUUUGAAUAAUCUGUAUAGUUUUUUAUUGAGGCUGUAACUUGUGGUUAUUGUAUUGUAUUCCAUAAUGCACUAUAGGUGUUGGUUUCAUUUUACUAUGUAUACUCAGCACAAAACUGUACUUUGGGAUGAAUUAUCUAUCUUAUCUUAUCCUAUCUUAUCUUAUCUUAUAUGACUAACCUAUUUCCGCAGUAAGAAAUACUGCAAUGUAUCUGCUACUCUUGUGAAAUGAAUGUGAAGCUGCUGCUAACAGAAUUUAGUAUGACAAAUACAUACUGUAAGUGACUCUGACUUUCCAGGUCCUUUUUCUUUUUCUCAAUAGUGGAAUAAACACAAAGUAAACUCA
Molecule: messenger RNA, 10951 nt
Organism: Seriola aureovittata
Lineage: Eukaryota; Metazoa; Chordata; Actinopteri; Carangiformes; Carangidae
Gene: slc9a1a
Product: solute carrier family 9 member A1a
Exons: 13
Coding region: 859-3288 (809 amino acids)
Biological process (GO): regulation of pH; sodium ion transport; proton transmembrane transport
Cellular component (GO): membrane
Molecular function (GO): sodium:proton antiporter activity
Source: RefSeq, a predicted model, not a curated record